UUAUUAGUUAUUACAAUGUGUCAUAAUUGAUUACUGAGAGUGAUAAUAAAAAAUAAAUACUAGUAUCAAGUAUGUAAGAGCGGUCAAAUAUUACCUCGACAUUACUGAUAAUAAGAUUUGGACAAAUAUCUUGGUUCUCAUUAUAUAUUAAUAUUUAAAAUGUUUUGCAUCAUCCAAAAAAAUAUCAUCAGGCCUUCAUCAAUUUUAACUCGUCAUAUGCACAACCAAUACGUGUUAAUGCAAGAAAACAAUGGUACGCGAGAAAUUACGCUGAAUCACGAAAAAACAAAAAAUUCACUGUCACUAGAUAUGAUGAACAGCCUUAUAGAAGCAUUAAAUCUCAAUAAAGGAGAUACUUCGUUACGAGCUAUUGUUUUAUCUGCAAAGGGUAAUGUUUUUUCCGCUGGUCAUAAUUUAAAGGAAUUACAAAUUUCAUCGGAUUUAGAGAAACAAAAAUUAAUAUUUCAAAAAGCCACUGAAUUGAUGACUUCCAUUAUUCAAAGUCCAGUUCCAGUUAUAGCAAAGGUUAAUGGAUUUGCAGCAGCGGCUGGGUGUCAGUUAGUGGCUACUUGCGACAUUAUAAUUUGCUCUGACAAAAGCAAAUUUUCAACCCCAGGUGCUAACUUUGGUAUAUUCUGUUCGACACCAGGAAUUGCUAUCGGCAGAAGUGUCCCUAAGUCGAGGGCUAUGUAUAUGUUGUUAACUGGUGAGCCCUUAAGUGCUCAAGAAGCCUAUGAAAGUGGACUCGUCACAAAAGUUGUACCUGCUGAAAAGCUUGAUUCUGAAGUUAAUGAAACUGUUGAACAGAUUAAACGUAAAAGUAGAAGUGUAAUAUCACUUGGGAAAGAGUUUUUCUACAAACAGAUUGGUCUCAAUGUUAUAGAUGCGUACAGACUGGGUGAAGAAAUCAUGGUCAAGAAUAUAAACUCACUUGACGGACAAGAGGGAAUAAACAGUUUUGUAGAAAAACGUAAAGCUGUAUGGAAUCACAAGUAGACUAUUUUGUUACAGCUUUUUAAUUUUCAUGCAAAGAAUUGUUUCAUAAAAUUUUUACAAGGAGUUUUUUAUGUGUUCAUAAAAUAUAUUUUAAAAUAUUCAAAA
Messenger RNA from Danaus plexippus (monarch butterfly), 1101 nucleotides. RefSeq names its product enoyl-CoA hydratase domain-containing protein 3, mitochondrial. Gene Ontology annotation, cellular component: mitochondrion. Gene Ontology annotation, molecular function: hydro-lyase activity. The transcript has 7 exons. Bases 160 to 996 code for a protein of 278 amino acids. The record is from RefSeq and is a predicted model, not a curated record. Lineage: Eukaryota; Metazoa; Arthropoda; Insecta; Lepidoptera; Nymphalidae.